This is a messenger RNA of Globicephala melas (long-finned pilot whale), 5012 nucleotides long. It is a transcript of the gene SH3BP5L, whose product is annotated as SH3 binding domain protein 5 like. Gene Ontology annotation, molecular function: protein kinase inhibitor activity. The record is from RefSeq and is a predicted model, not a curated record. Gene Ontology annotation, cellular component: cytoplasm. Gene Ontology annotation, biological process: negative regulation of protein tyrosine kinase activity; intracellular signal transduction. Lineage: Eukaryota; Metazoa; Chordata; Mammalia; Artiodactyla; Delphinidae.
AGAUGGCAGCAAUCUCUUUGAGACGAUUGUCCAAUCUCCGUUUUAUUUCUAGCACUUCCUUAUUCACCAGGGAUUCUCGACUUCCAUUACCCACCCUAGUUUUUCUCAGCACAACCCUCUCAUAUUUCAAUGUCAUUUAUCAGUGGUGGAGGAUGGGCCGGAGGCAACGUAAGCAACUCCCCAGAGACUCUCAUCCAGCAGCCUCUGCUCAGGCCCAGCCUACUCUCCAGUUGCCACCACAGCCUGGAGGCGCCUGCCUCCGCCCUCCCGAAUGGUGCUCCUCCUCGCAGGCCUCGGCCCAGGAUCCAGGCCCCCUUUGCCUCCUGCCUCGGAGCUGUUGCUCCGGGUCUCUUCUGGUGGACUCCCCGUGACGGGGAGGGAAGGACUUUUGCACAUACAAGGCUAUAGCUCUUGGGACCCCACCGGCAACUUGAAUCUCGGCCUCUAACCCAGUGUGAGGUUCUUCCUGUGCCCUCUUUUUCCACCCUUUGAGAAGAGAAACCCUUCUUCUUGCCACCCAGAGCCCAGGAAGCCCCAAGCUGGGGCCCUGGUCCCAGCAUGUCAGUCCUCUUUUUUGUAUAGGGCUGUGCCCUCUCCCCAUCAGCAUGGCUGAACUCAGGCAGGUUCCAGGGGGACGGGAGACCCCACAGGGGGAGCUUCGGCCUGAGGUUGUAGAGGAUGAAGUCCCACGGAGCCCAGUUGCAGAGGAGCCUGGAGGAGGUGGAAGCAACAGCAGUGAAGCCAAAUUGUCCCCAAGAGAAGAAGAAGAACUGGAUCCUAGAAUACAGGAGGAGCUGGAGCAUCUGAACCAGGCCAGUGAGGAGAUCAACCAGGUGGAGCUGCAGCUGGAUGAAGCCAGGACCACCUACCGGAGGAUCCUGCAGGAGUCAGCAAGGAAGCUCAACACGCAGGGCUCCCACUUGGGGAGCUGCAUCGAGAAGGCCCGGCCCUACUAUGAGGCUCGGCGGCUGGCUAAGGAGGCCCAGCAGGAGACACAGAAGGCAGCACUGCGGUAUGAGCGGGCUGUGAGCAUGCACAACGCUGCCCGGGAGAUGGUGUUUGUGGCUGAGCAGGGCGUCAUGGCUGACAAGAACCGGCUGGACCCCACGUGGCAGGAGAUGCUCAACCACGCCACCUGCAAGGUGAAUGAGGCCGAGGAGGAGCGGCUUCGUGGUGAGCGGGAACACCAGCGGGUGACGCGGCUGUGCCAGCAGGCUGAGGCUCGGGUUCAGGCCCUGCAGAAGACCCUCCGGCGGGCCAUUGGCAAGAGCCGCCCCUACUUCGAGCUCAAGGCCCAGUUCAGCCAGAUCCUGGAGGAGCACAAGGCCAAGGUGACAGAGCUGGAGCAGCAGGUAGCCCAGGCCAAGACCCGCUACUCAGUCGCCCUGCGCAACCUGGAGCAGAUCAGCGAGCAGAUUCAUGCGCGGCGCCGGGGCCAGCUCCCUCACCCCGCGGGCCAGCUGCGCUCUUCCCCAGUGGGGGCCGAGGCCGGGCCUGAUGGUGGCGAGGAUGGGGACAGCGGGAUCAUCGAGGGGGCCGAGGGCGGGGGGCUGGAGGAGGGUGUCAGCCUGGGGCCUGGCCCUGCCCCCGACACGGACACGCUGAGCCUGCUGAGCCUGCGCACUGUGGCUUCAGACCUGCAGAAGUGCGACUCCGUGGAGCACCUGCGGGGCCUCUCGGACCACGCCAGUCUGGAUGGCCAGGAGCUGGGUCCCCGGAGUGGGGGUCGUAACGGCCGCCACCAGCGCAGUAUCAGCCUGUAGCCCUGUGCUCAGGGUGGCUGGUGCAGUCUUAACCACCACUGGCCCAUGGAGGGCCCUGCAGGCUCCUAGCUCCCUCUCCUCGGGCCCUCGCUUCCCCCAGAGAGGUCAGGUUGGCUGUGUCUUGAGUCUGUCCUGUCUUCCUCACCCUGCCCUGCCCCCGACAGGUGGCAGCUCUCUUUGCCUUACCCUUUCAGAAGGCUUGUCUUUGGCUCUCACAUCUCCCUUCCGCCUGCUGGCCCCUCACAGUCUGAUACUGUUUGCUGCCCUCUUUUUGACUUCUUCCAUCUGUCUGGUUUUUCCCCUCAGGGAAAUUUGUCUAGAAGGCACAGGGACACCAUCAGAGAAGGUGGGUGCUGGACCUGGGUCCUGGCAUCUUGGCCCCCCCAAGCUUGAGUGAAUGGACGGGUGCCCCUCCCACCUACCCAUCUCCCGAGUGGUCCCGAGUGGCAGGGAUGCUGCCGAGCCCUCCUAGCAGCCCAGCGCCCCAGUCCUCUGUCCCAGCCUGCCUGUGUGUAACAUGUAAGAUGCACUGUGGGACUGUGUGACUCUGGAAGACACCACCCAUCCCUUUAGUGCUCCCUCCUCAUGACCUAAGCCACAAGCAGGACUUGAGGGAUACUGGUGUCAGGGAAGGUGAAACCCAAUCUCAUCAUUGAUAAAGGGGGCACCACCAACUCCAAACAGACUCCCGUGUGUGUGGUGUUUCCCCAGCUUGGCUGGGUCCUUAACAUUGCCAAGGUGCUAGUGAGUCCAUGUUGGGGGAUGGAGAUGUAGUGAGGUCCUGAUGGCUGAAGGCCUUGCCAUUCCUGCUGUGGAGUUAGGUUAAUUUACUUUUUCUGGGUAGAGGAUGCUGAACCAAAUCUCAGCAUCCUCCUGCAGGGUAGAGUUGGGGAACUUGGUGCUCAAUUGCUCUCCCUCGCUCUUCCCCAAACCAAACAGUACCUAGUCCAUGAUCCCUUGGGGGGGUGCUCAGGUUUGGCUGCAGAGCCUCCACUGAUAUGGGGAAGGUUUGGCCUGGGGUGAGGGAACCCGCCCUCCAUAGGGAGCUGCUUCAGGUGUCUGGUGGUACUCCUGUGCUGCGUGGGGCGGGGGAAAGGUAGGGAAGCCACACUGGAUCUAGGUGCCUUGGGAGCACCAAUCCUCCUGUCCCACCCCAGGAGGGCUGAGAGCUGGACUCUGGACAGGAGAACUUGUGCCUAGGCCUGUGUGCUGCUGCCGUUGACUGGGGGAGGAGCAGGCCUUCGAAUAGAAGGUGUCUCCCUGUCCCAGGGUUGAGGCAGUUUGGUCAUGAUGAGAACUGCCAGGUUUGAGGUGGCCAUGGGGGGAGGGAAGAAGGGGGAGGACGUGGGCGUGCGUGCGUGCAUGCAUGUGCCUGUGUGUAUGGGGGAAAAGGGUCUGCCCCUGAUUUUAUUUAAAUAAAAUAGUUUAUGUAACAGUAAUGUUUAUUGUCCCUUUCAGGGAGGGAAGAGGAGAAAGGGGUGAGGAUGGAGAGUGGGAAGGAACAGGGUGAAGUGGGAUGCUCUUUUGAUGGGGUAGUCAGAGGUCUCUUGGGAGGUGAAGGUUGAGAUGGAUCAAACCCAGGCAAUGAGAGGAGGGAAGGCUUAUGGCCACAGGGCUGGGGUGAACGCGCACCAAGUCGGUGGUGCCCUGCAACCCCCUACCCUUCCAGCUUACCCGCCAAGGAGGGCUCUGCAGGGUGGAGUGGGUGUUGUCAGCCACUGGUGGUGCAGACAAGAUGAUGGUGCCAAUCCUGGAUGUGAGCAUGAAGAAAGGGGAGGGACAAGUAGCGUUGUGGGAUUUAGCAAAUAUACAGGAUGCCCAGCUAAACUUGAAUUUCAGAAAAACGGUUUUUGGCCCCUGCAGUGUUAAGGACAUACUUAGAUACUAAGUUGUUUGUCAUCUAUCUGAAAUUAAAAUUUAACAUAGAUAAAAGGUGACUCCCAAGUCAGGGCUUGACCUGUUGGUGGAUCAGGAGGGGUUUGAAUACAUUUGGACCCACUGCCUGUGAAACAUCUGGUGGAAUCAGGUUGGGGAAGAGAUGAGAACUUCAGGAGCUGAGGAAGUGGAGAGUGAAGGCUCUCGACGCCAAAAUACUUCCUUUAUCACUGGAAAAGCUGCUGUGACUGUAUGUGUGGUCUGUGUCCUUGGGCAAGUGGGCUUUCUGAGAUGAUUCCCCAGGGUCAUACUUCCCUACCCAGUCUGUGGCAGUGUGGAACCUGUAAGGCUCCUGGUGCAAAGGAACCCUAGAAAAGAAGGGCAGGCUGUGCCCACCCAAUUUCUCCAUGCAGAAUCACCUACCAGAAAAGGCAAUAGUGGAGAGAGAACAUGAGGGUUGGCGCUAAUGGCUAACCAUGGCAAAUGUGCCCCCUAGCCCUAUCGUAACAAUAGUGGAUUGCACUCACCCAGUGUAUCUCACAUGCCAGGCAUAUGCAUCGAUCCAUUUAGUACCCAUAACAAUAUUAUGGGGUAGGUAGCACCACAGUUGCUUUUUUCCAGGUAAGAAUACAGGCAUAGUAGGGGUGCCCAUUCUGCUCUUAGCCUUGUAGGAGGUAAUGGAGGCAGUUGGACUCUAGAGUCUAAACUCUUCAGCCCUUGAGUGAAGCCCCUCACAGGAGCUAGAGGUGAGAAAGUAGAGGGAGUGUGUGUAGUCAGCUCUUAGGAAGUUUUACUGGGAAGGGGAGCUGAGAAAUAACAGGAUGGUCAAGGAAUUUUAAAGUAAGCAAGAGAUGGUCAAGUUAUGGGGGAUGUGGAGUCUCUUCUCCCCAUGUCAUAUGUCCUAGUGGUAAUGACUUCUUUUGAGCUAUGUCCCCCUCAAGUGAGCAGCUGGGCCUCAGUCUCCCUGGCACCCAGCUCACGCCCAGCACCUAAUAGAUGCUCAGAAAACGCUUUUGCAUCUCCCUUCUCCCUGCGCCGAUCCAAAUCUAUACCAGAUUAUAGGUUGUCCCUGACCUAUGAUAGUUUGACUUGAUGUUUUGACUUUACAAUGAUGAGAAAGCAGUACACAUUCAGUAGAAACCGUACUUCACAUUUUGAAUUUUGAUCUUUUCCUUGGCUAGUGAUAUGAGGUACAAUACUCAUGAUGCUGAGCAGCGACAGCAAGCUGUAGCUCCCAGUCAGCCACACGAUCAUGAGGGUAAACGACUGAUGCACUUAGGACCAUUCUAUACUCAUACAGCCAUUCUGUUUUUCAGUUUUCAGUACAGUAUUCAAUAAACUAUGAGAUAUUCAACACUUUAUUAUAAAACAAGC